AUUGAAACGGGAUAUUUGGAUCAUGUAAUUGAGGUGUUCGAUAAGCUCGGCUAUCAAAUCAUAUACAAUGGCUCCGACGCCGAAUGGGAUGUUCUCUGGUCUCAUGAAUAUCCGUUUGUCAGAAACUUUUUGCCUCAACUCAGACCGUAUCAAAGGGUGAAUAAAUUCCCGGGUUCUGGAUUUAUAACAAACAAGGUGAAUUUAGCCACUUCUCAACUCAAACAUAUUCCUCAAGCAUUCAGUUUGCCGACAGAGAAGGAACAGUUCCUCCAACACGCAAAAGAACAUCCGGAGAAGUUAUGGGUCCAAAAGGACAGUAAUCAUAGGGGUAUCCGAGUGUUGGACUUGCAAUCAUUGAAUUUGGAGGCUUCGGGUACUUUCGUUCAGGAAUACAUACAAAAACCUUUUCUAAUCGAUGGAAAAAAGUUUGACAUUGGAUUAUACGUGACAAUGACUUCCAUAAACCCAUUGCGAGUCUAUAUUCUGGACAACGAAGCUCUGCUCCGAUUCUGUGCCCGACCUUACCAUCCAUUCAAUAGCACUGAUUUAAAUUCAUAUGUUGUCGGCGAUGAUUACACACCAACAUGGCUGAUGCCUUCUCUUCGAAAAUAUUUCAUUGAUCUCAACCUAAAUAUGAAAGAAUCGUUUAACGCAUACCUGAGAUCUCUGGGAAAAGAUCCCAAUUUUGUUUGGAAACAAAUUGAAGAUUCAAUAAAAACCGUUUAUUAUGCAAAAGAAGAACAAAUGCUUCGUUUGACCGAUACUUUUGAGACGACGAGACACUUCUUCGAAAUGGUUCGCUUCGACUUCGCUUUAGAUGAAGACCUAAAUGUGUAUCUAAUGGAAGCCAAUAUGUCUCCCAACCUAUCGUCAGCCCAUUUCGCACCCAAUAAACUACUUUACGAACAAGUAAUAUUCAAUUUAUUAUCACUGGUAGGCGUCGCGCGAACUCUCGACACGAGAACGUGGACUAAUAGGAGUCCCGAUGACUACAAUAUGAUGGUUACGACCAAAGAGAUGUCAGUGAACGAAGAGCUGUGCGCUAACGCUGAAUGUCAUUUGUCGUGUAAAUCGAGUGAAUGCGAUGUCUGUUAUCAUUGUUUAAAAGAUGAGCAAAAACUUGUGCUAAAAGAUGCCGUUUUGGAGCAACACUCCAAAUGGAUGGCCAAACGUCUCAUCCCUUCGACAUCUGAU
Molecule: messenger RNA, 1194 nt
Organism: Medioppia subpectinata
Lineage: Eukaryota; Metazoa; Arthropoda; Arachnida; Sarcoptiformes; Oppiidae
Source: the annotation of a GenBank genome assembly